Molecule: messenger RNA, 1869 nt
Organism: Planococcus citri (citrus mealybug)
Lineage: Eukaryota; Metazoa; Arthropoda; Insecta; Hemiptera; Pseudococcidae
Product: sodium-dependent phosphate transport protein 3-like
Exons: 10
Coding region: 318-1835 (505 amino acids)
Biological process (GO): monoatomic anion transport; transmembrane transport
Cellular component (GO): membrane
Molecular function (GO): transmembrane transporter activity
Source: RefSeq, a predicted model, not a curated record
AAAUAUUUAUGGGCUCUAUCUAAUUUUUCAUUGAGAUAGCCGGAUGGAAAGACGCUGUACCAAUGUCUGUAACGACACAAUGUACUACGAGUAUGUAGGUACCUACUUAAUACGUAUUUAACAUUUUUUUUUUCAAAAAUAAAUCCAUAGGAUGAUUAUUCUUCAAGAUAAUAUGUACUUAGGUUCACUCAUCAGGUUAUCCACUCAACUCCCUGUGUAUCUUUCGAGCAGAUGAUUACAGCAUUGACAGAAAAAUAAGCUUGAAUAUCUGAAAAAUUCCUCUCAUUCAUUUUGGAGCAGCUGAAGAAUUGAUCAAGAUGCUUAAAAGACAUGUGCUUUGGCUGAUGCUGGUAUUUCUGCUUAUCAGCAACACAUUAGUCACAUUGAGUAUCAGCAUAGCUAUUGUAUCCAUGGUACGAGUAAAUACACGUAACACCACCAACAAUACCAACGCUGCAUCUGAAAAUUCAGUCCAUGUCGUUUGCCCUCACACGAAUUUUUUUCUAAGAGAGUACAUCAGUGGCGGUGCAAAUUCAUCUAGAUUUUUGUCGUCAAGCUCGAAUAUUUCUCAAGACAAUACAGAAAGAGAAGGAUUCGAUUGGACAGAAGCUGAACAAAAUAUGAUACUGUCUGGAUUCUUUCGAUUAAAUUAUUUAUCAAUUUUGGCCGGUGGUGUCUUGGCCCAAAAGUAUGGAUCGAAAAUAGUCGUAGGAUGUACGCAGUUCACCAUUUCAGUAUUGUCUUCUUUGAUCCCCUUUGCUGCUGAGUACGGAUCAGAAAUAGUGUCCUGGGUUAGAGCAGUACAAGGAUUGUUAUCGGUAAUUGCUGCACCAACAGCGGUGUAUACAAUUAUUGGAAACUGGAGUCCACCUCAAGAACGUGGUAAAUUUGGAGCUACUUUCAUGGUUGGAAUAUCGCUUGGUGAAGCGUUGGGAAGCGUUUUAUUUGGAUACAUUGGGCAAUAUAUGCACUGGAAGUACAUUUUUCAUUUAACCAGUAUUUGUGGAAUUGUUUGGAGUAUAUUAUGGUAUUUUUUGAUUCACGAUUCACCUAAGCAACAUCCUACAAUUUCGACCUUGGAAAAGGAGUACAUUGAAAGUAGCUUAAAUGUGACCUCAAAUAAGAUUAAGGCGUCCAUCCCUUGGAAACAUAUUAUUACCAGUGUACCAUUCAUCAUUUGUCUAUUGUCUGUGAAUUCUGGAAUGUGGGCAUUCAUGAUGAUGAAUACAUACUCACCUCUUUAUUUGAAGACCAUGUAUGGGAUGAAUUCGAAUGAAAUUGGAAUCAUCUCAAGUGUUCCGUACAUUUCAACGAUCAUAGUUGCCCUGGGAAUAGCUCAUUAUAGCGAUUUAUUUGUUAAAAAGAAAUGGCUAAGCAUAACGAGUAUGAGAAAAAUCUGUACAUUUUUAGGCUGUGUUGUGGCUGCAUUUCCGAUGAUAAUUAUUGCAUUUACUAAAUGUAAUCUUACGGUGGUUAUUCUUUCUAUGCUGUUCGUCUGCAUCGUGAGAGUAUUUGGUAAUUUUGGAGUUGUCUUGGGUGUUAUGGAUUUAAGUCCCAAGUUCUGCGGAGUUCUCGAAGGAAUAAUAGGAACGUCAUCAGCUGUUCACAUGUUUGCAUUUUCAACCGCUGUCAAUUAUUUUACCGAGAUUUGGGAUAUUGAGGAAAUGUGGAAAGUGUUGUUCUUGUUUACCGCAUUGUAUUGCAUGCUAACAAACAUGGUGUAUGUGAUUUUCGGCACGUCUGAAGAGCAACCGUGGAAUUUUGAGAGAAAUGUCCAAGAAAAACGUGAUUCAGAAGCGAUAUCGAAAGAAUUGAAAACACUUGUGCAGAAAUAAUGCAUAGGCAUAAAAUAAUCAAGUACAUACCUUA